UCUCGGAAACAAAACUUUUAUCUUUUGCAACUAGCUCUGCGAAUCGCAAUCGGCAGACCAAGUCGGCCAGGCAUACCGCCGAUCCACCGGCCAGAAGCUCAGCUAUGAACGUCGCCCUGAUGUGCGCGGCGCGGCGAGCGCGUGAAGCCAGCGUGGCGGUCGGCGUCCCGCUCACCGAGCCGUUGCAGAUGCGAGCAGAGGGCGAGGCCUGGGUGGCCAUCGGCGUCCCGCUCAUCGAGCCUCGUCCCCGGCGCAAACCUAGCCCUUACGAGCUGCCUCUAAUCAGGUGCUUCAUGAUCGUUGCAGGGAUUAUAUUUACAAGUAUUAUCAUCAUGGGGGAAGGGCCACUCGCAACAAAAAUACUUGGUUUGUGCAUGCUUUGGGCUUUCAUGAUUGGAUUACUCUGGGCUACGUUUGAAGCAUGCAAUUUGCCGGAUGUAGACACAACCGAAUCCUAGUAUCUUUGCUCCACAACUGGUUUCUUGAAUGGUGGAGUAAUAAUAUCCAAGUGAUCUUUCCAUUUAUAAUGUCUCAUGUAUAGCGGACUCAAAGGUGGCUAGGCUCCUGCCGUGUGUUUGAGGGCUUGGCCGCUUGGGCGUGUGGUCUAUUUGGAGACAAUAUCAGGUGAAAACCCAGCCUUCAGUGAAAGCGUGGAAACCUUACCACGGGCUGUUGGAUCUUGUAUGUAUGGACUAGAUUCAUUCAUAACUGCUACAUGCAGUUUUGCAGAAAAACGCCCGCUCCCAGUGAAGCUAUUCUGCAUAUAACCCCCUGAUGCAUACAAGUACCACACCUAGCUCCUCGUCACAUGUGACCCUUAGUCACAUGCCCUUCAUUGCGUUUGUGCUUCUCCAAGUAUAUGAGCCUCAUAUCACAGCUAGCUUAAUUAGAACCAUGUCCAAUGAAGCUCUGCCCAAAAAUAUUGA
Molecule: messenger RNA, 926 nt
Organism: Triticum aestivum (bread wheat)
Lineage: Eukaryota; Viridiplantae; Streptophyta; Magnoliopsida; Poales; Poaceae
Exons: 2
Coding region: 105-458 (117 amino acids)
Source: RefSeq, a predicted model, not a curated record